AAUUAUAUAUUACCAGAUCACACAAAGUUAGAUAGAAGAACAUUUCAAAAUAGCUGGAUGAUUUACGCAAGUGUUUUAUUUGAAUAUCUUACGUCACCAUCAACAGAUGAAUUUGAAAUACCAAAAGAUAUUAGCAAUAAAGAAGAAGUAAAUGGUUAUUUUUCUUAUUAUUAUCCUAGGUGGUCAACACAAUUUAUCUACUAUUACUCAGAGCAUUCGUUACAUUAUCCUGCAAUAAAAACUGCAAAGAUUUCAACUAAAGUUUCUUUUACAUUCGGGUCACUCCACUUCAGUUUUUUGUACGAUUUUCGGGAGACUAUUUUAAUAGUUGUAUUAAUGUUAUAGAGAAGCGAGCAGGACAAAUACACAGUUUUUAAAUUAACUCUGUAUGUUUCUCGAUCAUUUUUAUUUGCAGAUCCAGUUCGAUGGGGAUGCGGAUCUCGCCCAUCAGCUGGUGAAAAGUUUUGUCAGCAUCACACUGAAGUUUUAAAACGUAAUGGACAAAAGAUUCAACAAAAAGAAGAACUAGAAGAAGAAGAACGUGAUUAUACAUCUGAAGAUUGUACAGUAGAACGUGAUACUCCUGGUUAUAGUAGCCGCUCAACGAGUUAUGGAAUUAUUUUAACCAUGUUUAAUUGUGGCAUUAUCAUAGGGUUUGAUGAACUUUUUCUAAGCGAGGGUCCUCUACGCGUACUAUAUCAUUUAUUUGAAUUAUUAAAAAGAUGGUCGCCAUUAGUUUCAAUUGCAAAAUUUUAA
This is a messenger RNA of Didymodactylos carnosus, 756 nucleotides long. The record is from the annotation of a GenBank genome assembly. NCBI's taxonomy places the organism in Eukaryota, Metazoa, Rotifera, Eurotatoria, Philodinida, Philodinidae.